Aureobasidium pullulans EXF-150 is the source of this 970-nucleotide messenger RNA. Its product is annotated as NAD(P)-binding protein. Gene Ontology annotation, molecular function: methionine adenosyltransferase regulator activity. Gene Ontology annotation, cellular component: methionine adenosyltransferase complex. The record is from RefSeq and is a predicted model, not a curated record. Gene Ontology annotation, biological process: S-adenosylmethionine biosynthetic process. NCBI's taxonomy places the organism in Eukaryota, Fungi, Ascomycota, Dothideomycetes, Dothideales, Saccotheciaceae. The transcript is spliced from 2 exons. The coding region runs from base 30 to 800 and encodes 256 amino acids.
GGAAGAGCGUCCACACCACCACCGUCCGCAUGGAGAACAGAGAAGCAGUCAUCGAGGAGCUGGAGAGAAUCAAGCCUACACAUGUUCUUAACUGUGCAGGCUGUACAGGUCGUCCUAACGUCGACUGGUGCGAAGACAACAAAGCUGCCACCAUCCGCAGCAAUGUCAUCGGUACUCUCAACCUGGCCGACGCUUGCGAGCAGCGUGGCGUCCACAUCAGUGUUUUUGCCACCGGCUGUAUCUAUGCCUACGACGAUGCCCAUCCUAUCGGCGGCCCUGGGUUCCUUGAAACCGAUCCUGCCAAUUUCUCUGGCUCAUUCUACUCUGCCACUAAACUCAGGGUUGAGGAGAUCAUGAUGAACUACCCCAACGUCCUCUGCCUCCGCCUCCGCAUGCCCGUCUCCGACGACCUCCACCCCCGCAACUUCGUCACGAAAAUCACAAAAUACGAACGCGUGGUCGACGUCCCAAACAGCAACACCAUCCUCCACGAUCUCCUCCCCGCCGCCAUCCUGCUUGCCGAAAAUAACGAAACCGGUGUUUACAACUUCACAAACCCUGGCGCUAUAUCCCACAAUGAAGUAUUGGGGUUGUUCAAGAAUAUUGUUCGUCCAGAGUUUGAGUGGAAAAAUUUCUCAUUGGAGCAGCAGAGUUUGGUUAUCAAGGCUGGAAGGUCGAAUUGUAUGCUUGAUACUGGGAAGUUGGUGAGGAAGUUGGAGGAGUAUGGGUUCGAGGUUCCUGAGGUUCAUGAUGCUUAUGAGCAGUGUUUCAAGCGUAUGGUCGAGAAUGGUGUCGAGUAAGUGUGGUUGGACGCUUUGACGUCUCUUCUUUCUUUCUUCUAGCGCUCAUGUCUGAAGAAAGCCUACUCUAGCACACAGCAAGCGACGGCGAUGUUGGCUCUCAGCUAUCCCGAUGUUCGCAGACUGGCCAUCAAAUUGACGAUGUUUUUCACUCGACCAUGAUUGUCCAU